AUGGCUUCCUUCCUAGACAGAGCUUUCGGCUUUGAUAUCUCUUCGUUUAUAUAUCGCUUUUUUAUCUUUCAUCAUCACGAUCAUCAUCGUGAUCAUAACAAAGGCGUUCGUAGAAACUUCAACAUGCCAAAGAAGGGUCGACCUCUUUCCUUACAGACAGUUGAGCUGAAAGUAAGGAUGUGCUGCACGGGCUGCGAGAGAGUUGUUAAAAACGCCAUUUACAAGCUCAAAGGCAUUGAUUCGGUGGAAGUGGAUUUGGAGAUGGAGAGGGUGACGGUGGGAGGGUACGUUGAUCGGAACAAGGUGCUGAAGGCGGUGAGGAGGGCAGGGAAAAGGGCAGAGUUCUGGCCAUACCCUAAUCCACCCCUUUACUUCACCACUGCAGAUCAUUACUUCAAAGACACAACCCAUGAGUUCAAAGAAAGCUACAACUACUACAGACAUGGCUACAACCUCCCAGACAAACAUGGCACCAUCCAUGUCUCUCACCGUGGAGAUGACAACGUUAGCAACAUGUUCAAUGAUGACAAUGUCAAUGCUUGCUCUGUCAUGUAA
This is a messenger RNA of Sphenostylis stenocarpa, 555 nucleotides long. NCBI's taxonomy places the organism in Eukaryota, Viridiplantae, Streptophyta, Magnoliopsida, Fabales, Fabaceae. The record is from the annotation of a GenBank genome assembly.